AUGGUCAAGCGAAAUGGCACAUCCACUACAGACUUCAUUCUCUUGGGCCUCUUCCCUGAGUUCCAAUAUACCAGCCUCCUGGUCUACCUCAUCCUCCUGGCCUACCUUGUUGCCCUCACAGGGAACGCCAUCCUCCUCCUCCUGAUCUGUGUGGAUGCCCACCUGCAUACCCCAAUGUAUUUCUUGCUCAGUCAGCUCUCCCUCAUUGACGUAUUCUACAUCUCCAGCUCAGUUCCUAAUAUGGUCUUCAACCAUGUCUCAGGAAAGCACAGCAUCUCCCUCAUUGGCUGUGGUGUCCAGAUGUUCUUCUGCCUGGCCCUAGGUGGUGCCGAGUGUCUCCUCCUGACCCUUAUGUCCUAUGAUAGAGUUGUGGCUGUUUGUGAUCCCCUGCGCUACACAGUCAUCAUGAACCCAAAGGUUUGCUGGCUAAUGGCAGUGGCACCGUGGACUGGGGGUGCUGCAAAUUCACUCAUCCAAACUAUUUACACCAUGCAUUUCCCUGUAUGUGGUCUGAGGGAAAUAAAUCACUUUUUUUGUGAGAUGCCUGCCAUCUUGAAGCUCUCCUGUGAGGACACCUCAGAGUAUGAGAUGGUGGUGUUCAUGGUAAGUAUCAUAUUCAUCCUCAUCCCUUUUAGUCUCAUAAUGGCAUCCUACAUUCGGAUCUUCCUCACCGUGCUCAGGAUGAACUCACCCGAGGGGAGGAACAAGGCCCUGGCCACGUGUUCUUCUCACCUGACUGUGGUGAGUCUCUACCUGGGGACAGGCAUCGUGGUGUACAUGACACCUGGCUCCUCCCACACCCCAGCAUUGGAUCAAGGUCUCUCUGUGUUCUACAUCGUCCUCACCCCCAUGCUGAACCCCCUCAUCUAUAGCCUGAGGAACAAGGAGGUGCUGGGGUCUCUGAGGAAGGUCCUAAAGAAAAAUCUCAUAUUAAAAUAG
This is a messenger RNA of Pteropus alecto (black flying fox), 939 nucleotides long. Its product is annotated as olfactory receptor 2T27. The record is from RefSeq and is a predicted model, not a curated record. NCBI's taxonomy places the organism in Eukaryota, Metazoa, Chordata, Mammalia, Chiroptera, Pteropodidae. The transcript has a single exon. Gene Ontology annotation, molecular function: G protein-coupled receptor activity; olfactory receptor activity. Gene Ontology annotation, cellular component: membrane. The coding region runs from base 1 to 939 and encodes 312 amino acids. Gene Ontology annotation, biological process: G protein-coupled receptor signaling pathway.